This is a messenger RNA of Labeo rohita (rohu), 770 nucleotides long. Its product is annotated as ribonuclease inhibitor-like. The annotation marks the transcript as partial. The transcript is spliced from 5 exons. The record is from RefSeq and is a predicted model, not a curated record. Gene Ontology annotation, molecular function: protein binding. NCBI's taxonomy places the organism in Eukaryota, Metazoa, Chordata, Actinopteri, Cypriniformes, Cyprinidae.
ACAUUUGUUAAAGAAAAGAAUAAUCCUGAAAAUAUGAAAGUUCUUCAGAAGUUGCUGCCUGUGAUUAAAGAAUCCAAAUCAGUUCAGUUGUAUGGUUUUGGUGUCACAGAUGAAGGUUGUGCCGCUCUGAUUUCAGCUCUGAGAUCAAACCCCUCACACCUGAGAGAACUGGAUCUGUCUGGGAAUAAACUAGGAGAUUCAGUGAAGCUGCUUUCUGAUGUACUACAGAAUCCUCACUGUAAACUGGAGACACUGUGGUUGAUUGAUUGUGGUGUCACAGAUGAAGGUUUUGCUGCUCUGGCUUCAGCUCUGAGAUCAAACCCCUCACACCUGAGAGACCUGAAUCUGACUGUGAAUAAACUAGGACAUUCAGUGAAGCUGCUUUCUGAUGUACUACAGAAUCCUCACUGUAAACUGGAGAAACUGGGGUUGAGAUAUUGUGGCGUCACAGAAGAAGGUUGUGCUGCUCUGGCUUUAGCUCUGAGAUCAAACCCCUCACACCUGAGACACCUGAGUCUGUCUGAGAAUGAACUAGGAGAUUCAGUGAAGCUGCUUUCUGAUGUGCUACAGAAUCCUCACUGUAAACUGGAGAAACUGUGGUUGUUUAAUUGUGGAGUCACAGAUGAAGGUUGUGCUGCUCUGGCUUCAGCUCUGAGAUCAAACCCCUCACACCUGAGAGAACUGAGUCUGUCUGGGAAUAAACUAGGAGAUUCAGUGAAGCUGCUUUCUGAUGUACUACAGAAUCCUCACUGUAAACUGGAGAGACUGUG